Messenger RNA from Trypanosoma theileri, 1401 nucleotides. Its product is annotated as putative tRNA isopentenyltransferase. The record is from RefSeq and is a predicted model, not a curated record. Gene Ontology annotation, biological process: tRNA modification. The transcript has a single exon. Bases 1 to 1401 code for a protein of 466 amino acids. Gene Ontology annotation, molecular function: tRNA dimethylallyltransferase activity. NCBI's taxonomy places the organism in Eukaryota, Euglenozoa, Kinetoplastea, Trypanosomatida, Trypanosomatidae. Gene Ontology annotation, cellular component: mitochondrion.
AUGGUUAAUGAGGUGACAAGUUGUAAACAACCUAUUUUUUUCGUCUUGGGCGCUACUGGAAGCGGGAAGUCUCUAGCUGCGGUAGAUAUUGCAACGACGCUUAAGAGUUCUUGCGGGUAUGAGCAUGUGGUAAUUAUUAACUGUGAUGUGAUGCAGUUUUACAUGGAUCUUCCUAUUGCAACAAAUAAAGUUUCCUUAAAUGAAAUGCAGGGUAUUUCUCAUUAUUUUAUGGGGUUCCUUUCUCCCAAAGGGGUAAAGAUUCGAGAUCCUACCAUUCCAUAUGAAGGAUGCGAUAAAAAAAACUCUGAGGUUUUAGAGGAAUCAAAAGAAGAGGAAAUAUAUAAUAUUCAUUCAUAUGUACAUGAUGUUGUAGAGUUUAUUAAUAAAUUUUUUCAGAAUAAUUCGUCUGCGGCUGUUAUUGUUUGUGGUGGAACAUGUUAUUACAUACAAGCCCUUAUGUUUGAGAACGUUUUGACUGAAGAAGAUGCUGAUGACUCCGUAGCUUUGGAUUCAAAUGCAAACUCUUCUAUUUGUGAAGAAAAAUUUGAGGGGUAUGAUUUGUGGAAAGAACUCAACAAAAUAGAUCCAUCUGUAGCUAUUCGGUACCACCCUAACGAUAAAAGACGUAUUGUUCGCCUUCUUGAAAUUUAUAAAAAAACGGGGCGAUUACCUUCAGAAAUAUAUGGGUCUCGUCCUAGUCCUUGUUUUCGGUUUUCUCCGAUGAAUUGUUUUGUUUUAUGGCCGCGUGUGAAUUUUGAAAAGUUAAAAUUAAUGCUGGAUGAAAGGGUUGAUAAGAUGGUUGAAAAAGGCAUUGUUGAGGAGUGUCUUGAAUUUGCUCAACAACACGUAAAAGCUGAUCCUGAUACUGGUUUGGCUAGGGCUAUUGGUUUUAAAGAGUUUAUUCCUGCCUUUGAAGAGAAAAAUGGUGUAACAUGUAUAAAAGGAGAGAAUGAAUUAAAAAAAUCAAUUGAACAAAUAAAAAUUAAUACGAAACGUUACGCUCGUCAACAGAUUCAGUGGAUAACAAAUCGUUUUCUUGGACGUUUUCGAGAAGUUUUUAUUUCUGCUCAGGGUAUUGAUAAAUUUAUUUCUCUGGACGUAUCAGACACAGUUCUGGAAUUUCGUGAAAAAGUUAAAAAAGUGACGCGUUUUUGGAUUAUGUCUGAGAAUGGAAGUAUUGAAAACAUAAUAUUUCCAUUAAAAGAACCCAGAGACAAAAUAACAGCGGUUAAACAGGAAUGGUGUGAAAUGUGUGGAAUGUUUGUUAGUGGAGGAGUUCAAAUGGAUGCCCAUAUAUUGUCGAAACGACAUCGUGGCGCUAUUAGACACGCUGCAUUAGUAAAGGAGCAACUAGAAAAAUAUGGGCGCAUUAUUCCACGUAAAAAGCCUCGCUUAUCUUAA